AGGAAGAAACCACGACGGAGUCCGUUAGUGUGAAAGUAGAGUAGGCAUGUUGUCAGUCUUCCCGGCAGCGACGACGGGGACGAUGAAAGCGGCGCGGUCGGUGACAUCGCAACCGCGUCAACGAUGUUGGAGUCGUCCGCUGCUGAUCUUGAUUCUGACGUUGUCGGUGUCAUCUCACUUGCCGACGGCGCGCUCGGUGCCGACCGACAUUAUACAAAAAUUCCACGAUCCGGAGGUAGAGCGCAUGAAUCACCUGGUGGUGGACAAAAACACCGGUCGGGUGUACGUAGGCGCGGUGAAUCGGCUCUAUCAGCUGUCGCCGGACUUGGUGUUUGAAGAGAAAGCCAUCACCGGACCGCAAGGCGAUUCCACGGCGUGCUCGAUGUUAGAUUGUCCCCGCGAGGCACAAAAACGAUUGAUCGACAACGUGAACAAGGCAUUGGUGAUAGAUUACACAACUACGCGGCUCAUCUCAUGCGGUAGCCUGUUCCAGGGUAUGUGCACAGUACGUAAUCUGCACAACAUAUCCAAUGUGGUACAAGAGGUGAGAGAAGCGGUCGUGGCAAACAACGCUACUGCAUCGACUGUCGCGUUUAUUGCACCCGGCCCGCCGAAUCCGCCGGUCUCUCAGGUCAUGUAUGUCGGCGUGACCUUUACCGGUAAUUCGCCCUAUCGCUCGGAAGUUCCGGCGGUGAGCUCGCGUUCCCUCGACAAGGACAAGAUGCUGAAUAUCGCCGAGGCGGCUGUCACUACCGGCACCCGGAUGUACGUGAACUCUUUGUCGCGCGAACGUUAUCCGAUUAAUUACAUCUACGGCUUCAGCAGCGGGGGUUUUAGUUAUUUUCUCACGACGCAAAUGAAGAACACGGAAACGCCGAUUUAUCUGUCAAAACUGGUGCGCGUGUGCCAUGACGACGAGCAUUAUUAUUCGUACACCGAGAUACCGAUCAAUUGCACCAGCGACGAGCGCAACUACAACCUCGUGCAAGCCGGCUACGUCGGCAAAGCUGGUUCGGUGCUCGCCGGUGACUUGGGCAUCACUGCCCAGGAUGACGUGCUUUUCGCCGUGUUCUCCGAGAGCGACGGGCCCAACAGCGACGUGCCGCAACCUCACUCGGCUCUGUGUGUCUACUCGCUUAAGGCGAUUCGCCGCAAAUUCAUGAGCAAUAUACAGAGAUGCUUCAGCGGCGAGGGACAGCGAGGGCUGGAGUUCAUCUCGCCGAGCCACAAAUGCAUAUCAACGAAGCUGCAAACAAUCGGGGAGGAUUUCUGCGGUCUCGACGUGAACACGCCUUUGGGCGGCGAAGAACCGAUGGGCGCGGUCGCAGUUCUAACGUUCGAGACUCAUCUGACGGCCGUGGCGGCCACUUCAACCGGCGACUACACCGUUGUUUUCGUGGGCACUUACAAGGGGCAUCUCAAAAAGGUGGUGGUGGAGAGUUCAACGUUGGCGUUGGAAUACGGCGAUCUCGCGAUCGAUCCCGGUUCCCCGGUGAAUCCGGAUCUGCUGUUCGAUUCUCAACUGAUGCACCUCUACGUACUAACGGAGAAGAAAGUGUCAAAGGUCAAAGUGCAAGAGUGUUCUGUUUAUAAGACUUGUUGGGACUGUCUUGGUGCCAAGGAUCCGUAUUGCGGUUGGUGUUCGCUCGAAAACAAGUGCAAUCUGCGCAGCGAUUGCCAGGACGCGGCCAAGGACCCGCUUUACUGGAUCUCGUACAAGAGCGGAAGAUGCACGACCAUCACCACCGUCACGCCGGAUCAACUGCAACGCACCACCGCCAGGACUCUCGAGCUCGUGAUCGAAAAUUUGCCGACUUUAACCGGGCAAUUUCUGUGCGCGUUUUCCGCUCUCGAUAAGACCCUGAUCACAAACGCCUCGCGUAAGUCUUACGGCGUGAACUGCACCACUCCGAGAACGGAUUUGCUGCCGUCGAUACCGCCGGGUCGCCAUCACUUCACAGCCAAACUGUCCGUCAGAAUGACAAACGGACCCGAUCUGGUGGCGACGAACUUCACGUUCUUCGACUGCAACACGUACAGCUCGUGCACGCAAUGCGUGUCGUCGAGUUUCCCGUGCGACUGGUGCGUGGACGGUCACCGAUGUACGCACGACACGGCGGAGAACUGUCGGAACGACAUCCUCGUCACAGGAGUUAGCAGAAUGGGACCAAGUUACAGGAGUGGGCCAGGUUUUUGUCCCACUAUUAACGCUACCGAAUCUCAGGAGAUCCUUGUAGCUGCCGGGAUCAAAAAAGCGAUACGAGUUAAAGUGCAUAUCAUUGGGCAAUUCAUCAUACAAACACGCUUCGUGUGUCAAUUCAACAUUGAGGGUCGUGUGACGAGUGUCAACGCACGACUGUUGGCCGACACGAUCUAUUGCGAGGAGACGGAGUUCUCUUACACAUCCCGCGCACCGAAUAUCACGGUGCCCUUUGCCGUGAUAUGGGGCGGUUCGAAACCGUUGGAUAAUCCGGACAAUAUACAUCUCGUGAUAUACCGAUGUCGCGACAUGGCGGACAACUGCGGCAUGUGCCUGGCUCUGCCGACGAAAUACGGUUGCGGUUGGUGCCAGAGCGCGGACAGAUGCGAAGUAAAAGACCAAUGCGAUCGUGGCAUGAACAGCCACACGUGGCUGAACAGCAACAUGACCUGCCCGAAUCCUGAGAUAAAAUCGUUCGAACCGGUAAUGGGUCCCUGGGAAGGGAACACGAACGUGACGAUACGCGGCAUCAAUCUUGGCAAAACCUUCAAUGACAUAGCCAGUGGUGUUACCGUGGCUGGUAUGCGAUGUCUGCCUUACGAAGAGCUUUACAUACGAACGAAGCAGAUCGUUUGCCGGGUCGACGGACCCGGUACACCACAGGGCAGAAACGGACCCGUCAUCGUCAAGAUCGAGGACUUCCGCGGUGAAUCCACGUACAACUUCGAGUUCGUGGAUCCGAAAAUUAUAUCAAUAUCACCCAAGUACGGUCCUCUGAGCGGUGGCACUACUAUCAAGAUCACUGGCUACUAUAUGAACGCUGGCAGUACCAUCACCGCUUACAUCGACGAACUGCCCUGUUCGAUAAUAAGUGCCGAACCGAACGAAGCUCUUUGCAUGACGAGUCCGGGUACUCACAAGAACAAGACGGAGAAAGGCGAGUUGAAGAUGUUUUUCGACGGUGCCAAGCGCGUGUACAACGGACGGUUCGAGUACGUCGACGAUCCGACGAUCGAGAGUGUGGAGAGCGGCGUGGCUGGUCAGAUGAAGGUGCCGAAGGGCAUUCCGGCGGGCGGAAUAAAGAUCUCGGUGACGGGAAAAAAUCUCGGCUACAUACAGAACCCCCAAAUGUAUGUUUAUUACGACGAGAAGAUGUUCGUGUCGCAGUGCGAAGUGCACAGUCAGGAGAGUAUGAUGUGCAAGUCGCCAACGAUUGAAGUGCCCGAGCACGUAGUGCUGGACGCCGAACGUCCGCUCUCACUCGAAUACGGCUUCCGCAUGGACAACGUUACCGGCGUGCAAAAUCUCUCGCAGCACGGUUUCAAUCAUUUUCUUCUUUAUCCAAAUCCGAUCUACGAGGUUUUUGACGAGGAAGUAAAAUAUUACAAGAGCGACUAUCUUACAAUCAACGGUCAACAUUUGGAUCGCGCUUGUCAAGAGUCUGACGUUGUCGUGCAAAUUGGCAAUGCUUUUUGCAACGUUACGUCUUUAUCGCGACAGCAACUCACUUGCCGGCCACCCUUGACGCAACCACCGGCUAUCGAUGCCCAGGGUCUACCAAAUAAGCAAGAAUUGCCGGAGGUGGUAUUGAUAGUUGGCGGCACGCUUCGUUACAAUAUCGGCAAGCUCAGUUACGCAUUGCCGGCAGGACUCAACGGACCAUUGUCUAAACCUGCACUUAUUGGGGUGAUCGCUGCCAUCGUGAUUUUGGUAUUCGUGUUCAUAGCGUUUCUGAUCGCUUAUCGCAGAAAAUCUACCGAGAGCAAUCGAGUGUUGAAAAAUAUGCAGGAACAAAUGGACAUUCUGGAACUACGAGUCGCGGCCGAGUGUAAAGAAGCCUUUGCUGAAUUGCAGACUGAAAUGACCGAUUUGACGGGAGAUUUGACUAGUGGUGGCAUACCUUUCCUCGAUUAUCGCACUUACGCGAUGAUGAUCCUGUUUCCCAGUGACGACAACACCCCGGUAUUGCCGGGUGACAGGCCGGAAUUGGUGCGAAAGGAAAAAGGCUUACGACUUUUCGGUCAAUUGAUCAUGAACAAGACCUUCUUGUUGCUGUUCGUACGAACGCUUGAGAGUAAUCGUUAUUUCUCAAUGAGAGAUCGAGUUAAUGUUGCCAGUUUGAUCAUGGUUACGCUCCAGAGCAAAAUGGAAUAUUGCACGGAUAUCUUGAAAACUCUGCUCGCGGAUCUCAUUGAAAAAUGUACGGAGGGCAAAAGUCACCCGAAAUUAUUCUUAAGACGAACCGAAAGCGUCGCUGAGAAAAUGCUAUCUGCAUGGUUCACAUUUCUCUUGUACAAAUUCAUGAGAGAAUGCGCUGGUGAGCCAUUGUACGUACUAUUUCGCGCAGUGAAACAGCAAGUCGAUAAAGGUCCUGUCGAUGCGAUUACCUCGGAAGCAAGGUAUUCCUUAUCCGAAGAAAAAUUGAUUAGACAAUCAAUCGAUUUCAAACCAAUGACGGUCUACGUCUCGAUAUCUCAACAAACUGUGUUUGUUGGCGGAAUGGAUCCUAACACGGAAAAUGUGCCGGUCAAAGUUCUCGACUGUGAUACGAUAUCUCAGGUAAAGGAGAAAGCAUUGGAUACCAUCUACCGAGCGACUCCUUACAGCCAAAGACCACGAAAAGAGGAUCUUGAUCUGGAGUGGCGAACUGGCGCAUCUGGUAGAUUAAUUCUCUACGACGAAGACUCCACAACGAAGACAGAGGGUGAAUGGAAGAAGAGGAACACUUUGAAUCACUACAGGGUACCGGAUGGAGCGUCGCUCAAUUUAGUUUCAAAACAAUCAUCUAUAUAUAAUUUAUCGAUUCUGUCCGAAAAGACGGACAAGUCGCACAAAUAUGAAACGUUGAAUCUCAGCAAGUUUAGUUCAGCCAGUCCUCCUCUUUCUCGCGCCACCUCGCCUCUCAAUCAAAAUCUCGAGGGUGGAAUGAAGGUUUGGCAUCUUGUCAAACAUCACGAUUCUGACGCGCGAAAGGAAGGUGACCGAGGUAACAAGAUGGUCUCGGAAAUCUAUUUGACGAGGUUACUGGCGACGAAGGGUACGCUUCAGAAAUUCGUUGACGAUCUAUUUGAAACUAUAUUCAGCACUGCCCAUCGAGGCUCGGCACUUCCUCUCGCCAUCAAGUACAUGUUCGACUUUAUGGACGACCAAGCUCUGCAGCACGGCAUAUCCGACCCUGAAGUGGUCCACACGUGGAAGAGCAAUUCCCUUCCUCUCAGGUUUUGGGUUAACCUCAUAAAAAAUCCGAAUUUUAUUUUCGACAUACACAAAUCCAAUAUCGUAGAUUCGUGUCUGUCCGUUGUCGCACAGACGUUUAUGGACAGCUGUUCGACGUCAGACCAUAGAUUAGGUAAGGAUUCUCCGAGUUCAAAACUAUUAUACGCGAAGGACAUUCCAGUGUACAAAGAAUGGGUAGAGCGUUACUACUCAGAUAUCAAAGUUAUGCCAGCCAUAUCCGAUCAAGACAUGAAUGCCAUGCUUGCCGAAGAAUCAAGGUUACACACGUCGGAAUUUAACACAAAUUGUGCGUUAUAUGAACUUUAUACGUAUGCGGGUAAAUACAACGAACAACUGAUAGUCACUCUCGAGGAGGACGAGUUCUCGCAGAAGCAGAGAUUAGCGUAUAAACUCGAGCAAGUACAUAAUAUUAUGGCGGCAGACAACCCCUGAUGUACCAUGAAUUCCAUGAAGCACAUGACAAAACCCGCUCGUCAAGAGUUACCCUGUUGAGCGGUCUCUCGUAUCAACGGCGCGAACGAAGGAGGACUGGCCUACUCUUGUAAUCGAUUGUCUCAGGUUCCGUGCAAAAGCCAGUUUUCUCAGCUUAAUGCAAAUUGCGAGUGAACUUGGGCAAACCCCGAACAAGUUAACAUGCAAAUUAAUUAAAGGACUAAGUGUUAAAAUUAUGUGUUGAGUUUAAUUAAUUAUUGUGCAAGUCUUCUCAGUGGG
This is a messenger RNA of Pseudomyrmex gracilis, 6148 nucleotides long. RefSeq names its product plexin-A4 (gene PlexA). Bases 47 to 5869 code for a protein of 1940 amino acids. Gene Ontology annotation, biological process: semaphorin-plexin signaling pathway involved in axon guidance; positive regulation of axonogenesis; sensory neuron axon guidance. The transcript has 11 exons. Gene Ontology annotation, cellular component: semaphorin receptor complex. The record is from RefSeq and is a predicted model, not a curated record. Gene Ontology annotation, molecular function: protein binding; semaphorin receptor activity. NCBI's taxonomy places the organism in Eukaryota, Metazoa, Arthropoda, Insecta, Hymenoptera, Formicidae.